GCGGCUGACAGAUCGCCGCGGUGGGUGCAAGAUGGCGCAAGCGGCGCUCUCCGUGAUACCCGAUCCCCGCUAAAGCCGGCAUGCGGCCCCAGCCUCCAGCUGCCCGGGCUCGGCCCCGGCCCGAGCCCCGGCCCCGGCCCCGGCGCCGGCCCCGUGGGACGCUGUGAGCCCGUGAGAUCCCCCUCACCCCCCUGAGCAGCGCCGUGCGUCGCCGAGCCCAGCGGACCGAGAGACCGAUGGCUAAGCCGCGCACCGCGUCCCCGCGCCGCCUGCCCGCGCUGCGCCGGCCUCGGCUUCCGCCGCCCUUGCUGUCGCUGCCGCCGCUGCUGCUGCUGCUGCUGCUGCUGCUGCCGCUGCCUGCGCCAAGCCUGGGUCUGGGCCAUUCUGCUGAACUGGCAUUUUCUGUGGAGCCAAAUGAUGAUAUUGCAAACCCUGGGCAGCCCAUAGUGCUGGGCUGCAAAGCGGAGGGAACCCCUCCAGUGCAAGUCUCCUGGAGGAAAAAUGGAGCAGAGCUGCCUGAGGGCCCCCACACCACCCUGCUGGCCAACGGCUCCUUGCUGAUCCACCACUUCAGGCUGGAGCAGGGAGGUGGCCCUUCAGACGAAGGUGACUAUGAAUGUGUGGCUCAGAACCGCUUUGGGCUGCUGGUCAGUCGGAAGGCGCGUAUCCAGGCUGCAACUAUGUCCGACUUCCACGUACACCCCCAGGCCGUCAUGGGUGAGGAGGGUGGUGUGGCCCGAUUUCAGUGCCAAAUCCAUGGGCUUCCCAAGCCCCUGAUCACAUGGGAGAAGAACAGAGUCCCCAUCAACACAGACCAUGAGAGGUACACAUUACUGCCCAAGGGAGUCCUGCAGAUAACGGGACUUCGGACUGAGGAUAGUGGUGUCUUCCACUGUGUGGCCUCAAACAUUGCUAGUGUACGGGUCAGCCACGGGGCCAGGCUCACAGUGUCAGGCUCGGGCCCUGGGACCUACAAGGAGCCCACCAUCCUUGUGGGGCCUGAGAACCUCACCCUGACAGUGCACCAGACUGCCGUGCUGGAGUGUGUCGCCACGGGCAACCCGCGCCCCAUUGUGUCCUGGAGCCGCCUGGACGGCCGCCCCAUUGGGGUGGAGGGCAUCCAGGUACUGGGCACGGGAAACCUCAUCAUCUCAGAUGUGACCGUGCAGCAUUCAGGUGUCUACGUCUGUGCGGCCAACAGGCCUGGCACCCGAGUGAGGAGGACAGCCCAGGGACGGCUGGUGGUACAAGCCCCAGCAGAGUUUGUCCAGCAUCCUCAGUCCAUCUCCAGGCCAGCUGGGACCACAGCCAUGUUCACCUGCCAAGCUCAGGGUGAGCCACCACCUCAUGUCACAUGGCUGAAGAAUGGACAAGUGCUGGGGGCAGGUGGCCACGUCAGGCUCAAGAACAAUAACAGCACACUGAGCAUCUCUGGAGUCGGUCCUGAGGAUGAGGCCAUCUACCAAUGUGUGGCUGAGAACAUUGCUGGCUCAUCGCAAGCCAGCGCCAGGCUGACCGUGCUGUGGGCCGAGGGGUUACCAGGCCCCCCACGCAAUGUCCGUGCCGUCUCUGUGUCUUCCACUGAGGUUCGAGUGUCCUGGAGUGAGCCUCUGGCCCACACCAAGGAGAUCAUUGGCUAUGUCUUGCACAUCAGGAAGGCUGCCGACUCACCCAAGCUGGAGUACCAGGAAGCUGUCAGCAAGAGCACCUUUCAGCACCUGGUGAGAGACCUUGAGCCCUCCACUGCCUACAGCUUCUACAUCAAGGCCUACACGCCACGGGGGGCCAGUUUAGCCUCUGUCCCCACCCUGGCCAGCACCCUGGGUGAAGCCCCUGUGCCACCCCCGUUAUCUGUGCGGUUGUUGGGCAGCUCCUCUCUACAACUGCUGUGGAAGCCCUGGCCUCGGCUGGCCCAACACAAUGGGGGCUUCAAGCUGUUUUACCGCCCAGUCAGCGCAGCCUCCUUCACCGGCCCCAUCUUGCUCCCUGGAACUGUCUCAUCUUACAACCUCAGCCAGCUUGACCCCAGCACCGUGUAUGAGGUGAAGCUCCUCGCCUACAACCAGCAUGGAGACGGAAACGCCACGGUCCGAUUUGUGUCUUUGAAGGGAGCCUCUGAGAGGACAGCCCUGACUCCCCCUUGUGACUGCCGGAAGGAAGAGGUCACCAACCAUACGUCCACUACAGGCAUUGUUAUCGGCAUCCACAUCGGAGUCACCUGCAUCAUCUUCUGUGUCCUCUUUCUUCUGUUUGGCCAGAGGGGCAGGGUCCUCCUGUGUAAGGAUGUGGAAAACCAGCUCUCCCCUCCCCAGGGUCCCCGGAGCCAGAGGGACCCUGGUAUCCUGGCCCUAAAUGGAGUGAGCAGAGGAGCCGGGGGCCAGCUAGGCCGAGAUGAAAAGCACGUGGAGUUGGAACAGCUGUUCCCCACCGCUGGGGCAGCUGGGGCAGCUGGGGCAGCUGGGCAGCCGGGCUCCAGACCCACGGAUCCCGGAGCCCCUGCUCCAUGCGAGGAGACCCAGCUUUCCAUGGUGCAACUCCAAGGCUUCAACCUUGUGGCAGGGAGGACAACAGAAGCCACGUCCCCCUGUGCAGGGCCUGGGUCUAUCCCAGCACCCCAGGAUGUAGGCUCUGGGCUCCUCAGUGAAGGCCAGACUACCCAGCCUCCAGCAGUUGCAGCUCCGCAGUGAGCUCACUGGGGGCAAUAGCCAGCGUUGGUGUGUUCCCGACGGUGGUACCCCAUUCUCAGGUCAAAGGCGAGGUUUUUCCUGUUCCGUGGGAUCUGGAUGUCCUAGGAGCUCGCCAGUGAAGGACAGGGUUCCCAAACCACAGGGCCCAGUGGGUCCUACAAGCAAGGCCUCUCCCGGCUCCAGCUAAUGCCCCCUCACCACUGCCUGCUGCCUACAGGACUUAAGAAACAAACGUUUUCCUUUAAAACUCAAAAUUCAAAAGUCAACAAAGGAAGAGAAAAAAGAGAGGUGGGGGAAAAGUGAAUUAUACUCCAAAAAUAUGUCCCUGCUGCAACUCGGCCUGAUGCUGUCGCCCGCCCUGCUCUGACCCUGUUUUCUCAGGAUGGAUUUUAGCUGUUGUGACUCUCAGCACCUACCUCAGCCGGAAUGAAUGUCCUUGGGGGAUAGCGGGGCAGUAGCCUCAGCCUCAACCCCACUGAGCCCGAAAGCACUCCUACCUCAAGCCCCUUAAUGGGGACCCCUUCCACCUAUAUCAUUGCCCAGAGUAACAGAAA
Apodemus sylvaticus (European woodmouse) is the source of this 3241-nucleotide messenger RNA. RefSeq names its product immunoglobulin superfamily DCC subclass member 3 (gene Igdcc3). Bases 237 to 2687 code for a protein of 816 amino acids. The record is from RefSeq and is a predicted model, not a curated record. Gene Ontology annotation, biological process: cell-cell adhesion; axon guidance. Gene Ontology annotation, cellular component: plasma membrane; axon. Lineage: Eukaryota; Metazoa; Chordata; Mammalia; Rodentia; Muridae. The transcript is spliced from 14 exons. Gene Ontology annotation, molecular function: protein binding.